AUGUACAGCAGCAGCUUCCUCUCGCUAACCAGCAGGAGUGCCGAUACAGAAAGAUCAGCAGCAGCAGCAGCAGCAGCACCAGCACCAGCAGCACCUGCAGCACCAGCAGCAGCAGGACCAGCAGCAGCAGCACCAGCAGCAUCAACAGUAGCAGCAGGACUAGCAGCAGCAGGACCAGCAGCAUCAACAGUAGCAGCAGCAGGACCAGCAGCAUCAACAGUAUCAGGAGCAGAAGCAGCAGCAGCAACAGCAGCAGCAGCAGAUCCUGCUGCUGCUGCUGCUGCUCAUGCACCCCGCAACAGCAGAGCAAGCCUUCUACCAGGUCUGCAGAGAGGAUUAGGAGGGAUAAGAAAGAGUUUGGCUUUCAUCAUCCCUAAGAAGCAAGAUCUGUCUGCUGGUGCUGCUGCUGCUGCAGCAGCAGCAGAUAAUGCUGCUGCUGCAGAUGCUGCUGCAGAUGCUGCUGCUGCUGAUGCUGCUGAUGCAGCAACAGAAGUCAGCCUGCAUAGCAUUCAAGGAGACUAUACACCAGCUGAACUCUCGAUUGCUGCUUCGCAGUCUAGCAGCUACCUUGAACCUGCUGCUGCUGCUGCUGCUGCUGCUGGAGGCUCCUUCGAAUCUGUAUAUAAGGCAGCUCCUUCUGCUGUAGAGAAGAACCGCAGCAGCAGCAAGAGCAGCAGCAGCAGCAACAACAACAACAACCACAGCAGCCACAGCAACCGCAGCAACCGCAGCAACAACAGCAACCACAACAGCAGCAGCAGCAGCACGGCACAAGGUUCGAUAAUAUCUUUGCAUCAUGAAGACGCAGAAGCAGCAGCAACAGCAGCAGGAGAAAAAGCAGCAGCAGCAGCAGUAGCAGCAGCAGCUGCUGCUGCUGCUCUUCCUGAAGUCAAUCCAAUGACGCGACUGCUAGCGCAUAUAUUGGUGGAGGGACAGACGGGUCCUGCUGCUGCUGUUGCUGCUGCUGCUGCUGCUGCUGCUGUCCACCG
Molecule: messenger RNA, 989 nt
Organism: Eimeria acervulina
Lineage: Eukaryota; Apicomplexa; Conoidasida; Eucoccidiorida; Eimeriidae
Exons: 1
Source: RefSeq, a predicted model, not a curated record